Messenger RNA from Dermatophagoides pteronyssinus (European house dust mite), 813 nucleotides. RefSeq lists its product as uncharacterized. NCBI's taxonomy places the organism in Eukaryota, Metazoa, Arthropoda, Arachnida, Sarcoptiformes, Pyroglyphidae. The record is from RefSeq and is a predicted model, not a curated record.
AUGAUUACUGUACGCCUCAAUGAUUAUGAACAACAAAAUAUUUCUUGGACAUUUUCAUCGGUUAAACGAGCCAUUUUAAUUACAUUGAUUGUAUGGUUAACAAUAUUAUUUCUUUUGAUUAUUGUAAUAUGGCCACAAAAUGAUUAUCUAAUUAGUAUUGAAAUAUUUAAUGAAAUUGUACAUUCAAAACGUAAUGAUUUUAUUGUUAUUGAAACAAUUAUUUCAAAAAUAACAGAAUUUCUAAUGAAAUAUUGUCAAUAUGAUGAUUGUGAAUUAUUAUCCAAAUAUCGAAAUAAUUUGAUUCGAUUCUAUCAAAAAUCUUAUUUUAUUGCAAAUAUUUCAUAUCGAAUUUUUUCCAUCGGAAUAUUUCCCGUUUAUUUUGUUGCAAUCGUUUUCGUUUUUCAUCUAUAUCAAUGUAAUCAAAUCAAUUUAAUGAAAUUAAUAAUGACAAUAAUAUUUUUUUCAUUAUACUCUUGUCAUUGUAUAUUUAUAAUUGGUGAUUCAUUCAAAAUAUUAUCUUGUCGAAAUAAAAAAUUAUUCUGGUAUCAAUUUCAUACCGAUUAUGUCUAUCUUUUUAGUGAAACUUAUAAAUUCAAUUUAACACUUCGAUAUAUAUUAUUGUUUAUUGAAUUAUUAUCUAAAUCAUUGGUCAUAAUUUGUUUAUUAUUUUAUAGUCAUCAAACUGAAAUGCAUAUACAAAAUACAUUAAUUACAUUAAUAUUUAUGACAGUAUUCAUUUCGAUAAAUAUUCUUAAUUUUCGUAUAGCUCAUAUACCAUCAUAUAAUCGCAUUUCCACUAAGAUAUUCAAUUAA